AGUCGACAGAUGAUAAUAAAUCUUAAAUAUGGCGAAUCAGUUCCUCCGAAAAAGGUGACACAGGGUGGAUCAAGUCCAUCUUAUACAUACGUAAGUGAUCUAUUUUCAUUGUAUUUGCAUGCUCAGGCUCCAUCGGCACAACGUAUUCGUUUAAUAUGCAAAUAUACUGGUACUUUGUUGUGGAUUUGUUUUUCAUGUACACACUGUUACGAGCCGGUCCUUACUAAUUUAUUUGGCCGCGCUUUUGGUUCUAUUUGCUCGCAACAAAGAUUGUGAAACCAAUUACUUUCAAUGAUAUAUUUAUUUUCUUACUUGUAGUCUUAUAUAUUACUCAAUAAUUAACGUCUCUAUAACUUUCCCUAAUAUAUAUAAUAUAUUUCUUAAUACUGUUCAAACAUCUCUUUUCACGACUGAGCACAACUCUUCAAUUCCUGACAAUUCAUGUAAGGCGCGGAGGCCUAUGAAUGAAUAUGUAUUAGAGUUGUGCUCUCCCUUAUAUACUGUUCCGAGAGGAACUUUUAAACUUGCAGUGUCAUUACUUGGGAAGAUUCUUACAAUCUUCUUGCGGUAACCGUUCCCGUCCAUUACGCACUUGUGGUGACCUAAAUAUUUGCUUGCUCAUGCGUGACCAAGCUAAAAGAACUUCCCACGUAAAACAAUUUCCCAUAGGUAAAUUAAUUCUUUAACUAACUUAGAGUAAUAUAAUAUAACCAAACUAUGAUAUAUAUGUGGUAAAAAGUAUUAAUGUAUAAUAUAUAAUGUAAAAUAUACAUGAUAAUAGCUAUCAUGUAACAACACGCUUGCCGAAAUUGCAAAAUUUUGAAAAUGCAACAAUAGCGUUUCAUGUAGUUCACCCACGUGUGUCGUUGCCAUUGGCACAUGUUAUUCAUAUAUUUAAUAUCGAAAGAAUAUUGAACUAGAUGUCGAAACUGAAAGAAAAACAUAUCACAAGCAGAAAUCUAUCUUGUGAAUGACUUUGCAAGUUGGAAAAAGCAUAGUUUUGAGAAAUUGAAUCAUUCAAUCCCUUCAAACUCGACACAGCUCGAGGCUUAGGUGUAAGCAAUUUUUGGAUCGCAUGUCAAAACAAAAGCAACUAUAAUAUAUAAUUCCUGCUCGUGCGCAGCUGUUAUGUGGAGAAUGUCACAUAUAUUGUAAAUGCGUCCUGUUGUAGACUAUGCAAAUCACCUUAGUCGUAUGUUUCCUCCAAAAAUAUAUUCAAGCUAUCGAAAACCACCCGGAUCUUACAGAAGUUAUAGUCUUUUGUAGAGUUUUUGGCUAAAAAGUCGUCUGUUAAUUAUGGUUUGCAUGGCAUGUGCGCAAAAUUCGAGAUCUAUGUGAACUUUUCGUUUGGAAAACGCAGACCCUUCCCAAGACGAAAUUUAAUUUUUGAACCCUGCUGUUCAAAAUUAAAUACCUAGGAAAUAUAACCUUAACGUAACCUUAUUUUUAUAUGGGCGAGCUGCAGAUGCUUACAUAACAAUAUAUCUAUGACGUCAUUACUUUCUAUUCUCGACGUAUUCUUGGAAAAAUUCGCUCAAAAAUUUGCCUAAUUUUUGGGCGUUUAUAACAUCUCGCUAGCCGUUUAGUAUUUUUAUAUCAAUGUUUGAAGCUCACUGUUUUAUCUUAUUUAUACACCUAGACACUGGCGAUAACGUCCCCUCUUCUUCGUCCUCACAAGGUUCAACCAAGUUCUGGAGGCUCAUCUGGUCUUAGUACGGGUAGUGUAAUUGUUAUAAUGUAAGUAGCUUCUAAUAUAUCGUAAUAUGAAUUGCAUAGCUAAUAAUGGUAAUAUUAAUCUUAAGCCCGCCGCACACGAGAGCAACUUGCUGAGCUAAGCGCCUCGCGUGGCAGCUGGCUCAGCUAUGUAUUUUCACCGCACAACACACAAGAGUAAACAACACCCUGACGCAGCCCCCUCCAUCUCCCCCCCCCUCCCGGUCCUAAUUUCUUUAUCUUGCACUUUCUCUGUCUUGGCGAUCAGCACAGAAAGAGCAGUUACAACCUGUAAACUAGGGUUUUAUGC
Molecule: messenger RNA, 2023 nt
Organism: Paramuricea clavata
Lineage: Eukaryota; Metazoa; Cnidaria; Anthozoa; Malacalcyonacea; Plexauridae
Source: the annotation of a GenBank genome assembly